Molecule: messenger RNA, 1536 nt
Organism: Colletotrichum karsti
Lineage: Eukaryota; Fungi; Ascomycota; Sordariomycetes; Glomerellales; Glomerellaceae
Product: major facilitator superfamily transporter
Exons: 9
Coding region: 1-1536 (511 amino acids)
Biological process (GO): tripeptide transport; allantoate transport; transmembrane transport
Cellular component (GO): plasma membrane
Molecular function (GO): allantoate transmembrane transporter activity; dipeptide transmembrane transporter activity
Source: RefSeq, a predicted model, not a curated record
AUGACUCCUUCCUCGAUCGAAUCGAAACCCGACGCGAUGGCGAAGCCGCGAGAUGACGAACCACGGCCGGAGGGCGUCGACGAGAAGAAUGGGGAGAUUGUCGAGUUGAACGAGACCUACACGGCUGAGGAGGAGAGGGCCGUUCUCCGGAAGAUUGACUGCACCAUCUUGCCAAUAAUGUGUCUCGUGUUUUUCCUGCAGUAUCUGGACAAGCAGAGUCUGAGUUACGCCAGUGUGUUUGGUCUCAUCACGGACUUGAAGUUGACCAGCACGCAAUACUCGUGGUGUUCAUCGAUCUUCUACGUCGGCCAACUCGUUUCCGAAUACCCCUUCAUCUACUUGAUGAGCAGACUACACCUGACCAAGUUUGUGGGAGUCACCGUCGUCAUGUGGGGCAUCGUCUGCAUGUGUCUUGCAGCUCCCAACAACUACGCCGGCUUCGCUGCUGUCCGAUUCCUCCUCGGCUUCGCCGAAGGCGCCGUCAGUCCGGCCUUCAUCACCAUCACAAGCAUCUGGUACCGAAAAGACGAGCACGCCCUCCGCACAGCCUUAUGGAUCACCAUGAACGGCCUGGCUCAAAUCUGCGGCUGCCUCCUCAUGUAUGGCAUCGCCAAGAACGAAGCCCUCGCCCUGGCCCCCUGGCGCACCCUCUUCCUCGUCUGCGGCGCCAUCACCUCGGCCUCCGGCGUCGUCUUCUACCUCUUCAUGCCCAACGGCCCCAAGGACGCGUGGUUCCUGACGCCGCGCCAGAAGCAGGUCCUCUCGAUGCGCAUGGCCAAGGACCGCGAGGGCGGCGACAAGACGUCGUUCUCGCUGCGUCAGCUCAAGGAGGCGCUGCUGGAUGUCAAGACGUGGUUUGUGUUCUGGUUCGGCGUGCUUGUUACCAUGCAGUCUCCCGUGCUCACGUUUGCUUCUUUGGUGAUUAAUACCAUCGGAUACAACAAGUUCGAGACGAUGUUAUACACAGCUCCGUCAGGCGCCGUGCAGAUUGGAAUGCUUUGGAUUGGCGUCUGUGGAUGCAUGAUGUUUCCCAAGCACAGAACCCUAGUAGCACUCGUCCUUAUCCUGCCGCCGCUGGCCGGAAACAUCCUCCUCCUGAAGCUAUCAACAGAUGCAGGCUGGGGCAUGAUCGGGGCAUCUUGGCUCGCAUCCUGCAUCACAGCGGUCUGGUCGAUCCUACUCUCCCUCACGGCCUCCAACGUCAAGGGCAACACGAAGCGCGCCAUUGUCAACGCCAUGUUCUUCAUCGGCUACUGUGCCGGCUGCAUCGGGGCGCCGCAGCUCUGGACCGAGAAGCCGCGCUACUUUAACGGCGUCGUCACCGCCAUCGUGACGUGGUGUCUGCUCUUCACCGUCAUCGUCGCGUAUCGAUACCUCUGCACCAGGGAUAAUGCCAAGAGACAGGCUGCGGCGGAUGGUGGUAUUGGUGGUAUUGGUGGCGAGAGUGGCAAUGGAGAGGUCGUUCUCGACGCUGCGGGCGCACCGGAGAGUGAUUUGACGGAUAAGGAGGAUAAGCAGUUUCGGUACAGCGUGUAA